Molecule: messenger RNA, 805 nt
Organism: Rattus rattus (black rat)
Lineage: Eukaryota; Metazoa; Chordata; Mammalia; Rodentia; Muridae
Gene: Rpl19
Product: ribosomal protein L19
Exons: 6
Coding region: 126-716 (196 amino acids)
Biological process (GO): translation
Cellular component (GO): ribosome; cytosolic large ribosomal subunit
Molecular function (GO): structural constituent of ribosome; RNA binding
Source: RefSeq, a predicted model, not a curated record
GAAGAUGAAAUAGCUUAGCGGAAAUACAGACAAUCAUGGAGUGGGGCUUGGGCUCUCCCCUUCGUAGUUAAUGGGAGGAGCCCGCGACCAGCAAGCUCUUUCCUUUCGCUGCUGCGUCUGCAGCCAUGAGUAUGCUUAGGCUACAGAAGAGGCUUGCCUCUAGCGUCCUCCGCUGUGGUAAAAAGAAGGUGUGGUUGGACCCCAAUGAAACCAACGAAAUCGCCAAUGCCAACUCCCGUCAGCAGAUCAGGAAGCUGAUCAAAGAUGGCCUGAUCAUCCGGAAGCCUGUGACUGUCCAUUCCCGGGCUCGAUGCCGGAAGAACACCUUGGCCCGACGGAAGGGCAGGCAUAUGGGCAUAGGGAAGAGGAAGGGUACUGCCAACGCUCGGAUGCCCGAGAAGGUAACCUGGAUGCGAAGGAUGCGGAUCCUGCGCCGGCUUCUCAGGAGAUACCGGGAAUCUAAGAAGAUUGACCGACAUAUGUAUCACAGCCUGUACCUGAAGGUCAAAGGGAAUGUGUUCAAAAACAAGCGGAUUCUCAUGGAGCACAUCCACAAACUGAAGGCAGACAAGGCCCGCAAGAAGCUACUGGCUGACCAGGCUGAGGCUCGCAGGUCUAAGACCAAGGAAGCACGAAAGCGCCGGGAGGAGCGCCUCCAAGCCAAGAAGGAGGAGAUCAUCAAGACUCUGUCCAAGGAGGAAGAGACCAAGAAAUGAAGCUUCCCUCAUGUCUGUACAUAGUGGCCAGGCUGUGGCCUCACGUGGAUCAGUCAUUAAAAUAAAACAAGCCUUUGUCCUUGUCCAUU